This is a messenger RNA of Sitodiplosis mosellana (orange wheat blossom midge), 6010 nucleotides long. RefSeq lists its product as uncharacterized. Gene Ontology annotation, molecular function: growth factor activity; cytokine activity. The transcript has 5 exons. NCBI's taxonomy places the organism in Eukaryota, Metazoa, Arthropoda, Insecta, Diptera, Cecidomyiidae. The record is from RefSeq and is a predicted model, not a curated record. Gene Ontology annotation, biological process: SMAD protein signal transduction. Bases 1759 to 4839 code for a protein of 1026 amino acids. Gene Ontology annotation, cellular component: extracellular region.
AUUGCUCGGCGUGCGACGCCCGGGAUCAUUUAUAUACGGUGUGCUAAUCUGUAAUUAUGGCCAGUAGGCUCGGAAUGCUUCACACGAGCGGUCGAUUCAAUUUUUUAUUCGAUAUCCUUAACAUUUUCCACAUAGCAAUCGCAUUUUCGUUUUCUUCGAUUCCUUUUUAUUUCGUUUGAUUUUCAACUAUUGUUCUUUUCCGUUCGCGUUUUCGAUCAGUUUCGGAAUUCUGUUUUUUUUUCGAAUUUUUUUCCUAAAUCAUUGAUUCGUUGUGUUUAAAAUACAAUUUUCAUUGCACUCUCGAGAGACACUUUUGAUUCAGUUUGGUUUUUGUCAGCAACAACAAAAAACAACAACGGAGAACAAAUAAUUGUGUGUGUGUUUUAUUUACCACCAGCGUUAAAUAGAUCAUGUUUUUCCUUCCCUUUUCGGUUGUGAGAUAGUAAAAAGGGAAAUUUUAUGUGCAGAAUCCAUGAGUGCAGUUUGAAUCCUUGAACAUUGAAAACAAAGAAACUGAACAAAGUUUGAAUAGUGCGCACUCAUUCUUAAAAGGAGAAGAAAAGCGAUCUUCGUUCAUGUCGGAAACUCUUUUUUUUUUGGUCGCAAAUUAAGAGACUCUAGGAUCGCAUUUCAGUUUGCCGACAACGAGAGAACAAUACGGGAAAACAAAGUGUUAUUGGAUUCAUUGUCCGAAAAGGGAACAAAAAAAAUUUAAUCAGUACAGCUAUGUGAUCGAUCGAUGAAAAUUUUCAACAUACUAAUUUUGAAUUUCGUCAGAUAUUGAAAAACAUCAAUUAUAAUUACAUCGUCGAUUCAUCACCGUUGACUGUAAAAAAACACCGGGAGAAGAAAAGAAAUGAAAAACACUUAAAGAAAAGAAAAAGCCGAUAUCGAGCACCAAUAACAACAAAAAUCAACAGAGAGACACAGAGAGAAAGAGACAAAAAAAAUAACCGAAAAUUAUCAAGACUCUGCACCAUAGUCUGUGGUGUGCUGACAAAACUUUUUCAACUUUGAUGUUUAAAUUAUUUUUCGGUUUUAUUUUCGUUCGUUUCAUUGUUUUAUGCAAGUGCAUAUAUGCAUAUUUCGAUUUGCGCGCAGUUAACGUUUUAAUGCCGUUUUGUUAUUUCGGUUAAAUUUGUUGUGUGCUUUUUUUUCGGUCGUUCCUGUUCAAACUUCAAUAUUGACUCGUGUUACUUGUGGCGCGCGAAAAGAGAAGGAGUUUUCAAUAAACAGCAUAAAAAGUAGAAGAAAAAAACACACACGCGACACAAAACUACAAGUACCGGGGAGAAACAACAACAACAACAAUAAUAAUUCAAAAAAUUAAAACACAUUGGAGAAUCGAAAGAGCGAAACAACAAAAAAAAAACAAAGGAAAAAUUGGUGUAUGUGCGAACUCGUUUUUCGGUUGCAUUUGAGCGAAUUAUUCGACACAUUGUGUAUAUAUGUGUGUGUUUGUGUGCAUAUCUGAAAUGCUAUACGAACGGCAAGCAAAGUUGUUGAUUAAAAACAUUCAAACGAUUUGUUUGUUAUAAAAUUUUCGAUCGUUUCGCUUUUGUUUGGUUUUAUAAUUUACGGUUUUUUUUGCUUGAAUUUUUGCCGAGCACACAAUUAUUGACUUAGAAUCACAGCUGAGCGAAGGAGAGUGUGCGAGAGACAGAGAAGAGAGAUUUAAAUCAACCGCCACGCGAUUUGUGUAACCAAAUUCAUUGUUUGUCGAAUUGUUAUUUAUUUCUCACUUUUCUCGCGCAAAUUAUGAUCGAACCCAAUAUGCAACUAUUGUUUGAGUUGCAGUGCUAUGAUUGUGGUGUCGAUCGUUGUGCCGCCACCGCCAACGACAGCAACGAUGAUGACGAAAACUGUGUCGAUAAAGUCAAUUGUGAAAUUUUGUAUGCAUUGUCAUCGAAAUCAUUCGAUUCGACAACGUCAACGUUCAUUGUGAUGCUUAAGAAAUGGUUGUACGAUAAUUGCCAGCUUGAUAAAUACACGGGCAAAGACAAAGACAUUGCUGGCUUGAUCGUUGCAACAACUGCUACAGCAACAUCAACACAAAUUCAUCCGAAAAAUCAACAAGUGCAACCAAUACGGUGCCAAUUUCAAUCCGAUUCAAAUUCAUUGUACACCAAAAUUGCUGCAACACAUUCAAACAAUAUUCAAAUGGGCCGAAAUUGCGAUUUUCCGUCAACCGUUUACCACAACGAAUGCUGUAGUGGCAGCAGUAGUGGCGACAGCACCACCAAUAUUCACCACAGCAACAGCAGUGAUGGUGCACCAAACACUGACCGCCAUCAUCAAUUCAUUGACUGUUGCAACCAAUGUUUUCCAAAUCCAAUUAAAAAUGGACCAAGUGAUUUAUGGGGCGACGGUAAAGCGACAACAAUUCCUCCGCGUCAAUCGAAAAAUCACAAUGAAUUGCCAUGCAAUGAACAGCAAAAUUACAAUACAAAGACACAUCGAAAUAACCUCAGUGCUGCAGCAAUUGAUGCAGACAUUGAACAGGAGCAGAAGCAGGAGCAGCCAUGCAAUUUAUUCAGUACAAAAUUAGCGGGUGAGAAUCGGACAAUAGCAACGGCGACAACGGUCACUGUCGCUCGUUGUGAUGUGCAUGUGGAUGGUAACAAACCGAAUGCCAAACAAUCGAAUGGUGGUCAUACGAUGUCGGCGCCAUCAUCAUCAUCGUCAACAUUGAAAAAUGCAUCACUUAAACCAGUGCAACACCAUCGUUCACCAUCAUUGUCGUUGUCAACGGUCAUCGUUCAUAGGUCAAACCGGCUGAACAUAUUUAUUAAAUACCUACUUAUUUUAAAUUGUUUUGUGUGCGUUGCCAGUGGCAAUUUGAUGUCGCGCAAUGUUGGCAAUGAUCUAAGUAGCAAGCAUAACCAAACUAGUGUUGACACGGCGACCACACAACUCAAUGGCUCUGCAUCCACAUUGAUUGAUGCUGUGAAUGGUGGUGGUGGUGUAGGUGGUGGUGGCGUCAGUGGACGAAGAGGCAUGCUGACAACAGCUUCGCCACUCUUACUACAAUCAAUCAUGUCAAGCAAUCGAAGUCAAUUCAUGGCACCACCGAUGCCCAAUCAAAAAAAUGGCCGAUCCAACAGCAACAACCAUCAUCAUUUGCAUCAUCAACAGCCGGCAACGGCGGCGGCAGCAGCAGUGGCGGCCGCACAGGAUGUCAACUAUGACAAUUAUGGUGACAGUGGCAGUGAAGAAUUUACACGAUGUGCAUCAUGCCAAUUCCGUGAACAGUUGAAGGCACAAAAUUUGGCAUCAAUUAAAAUGCACAUUUUGGCCCGACUAUCGAUGACACAUCCGCCCAAUAUCACCGGUCGCCCACAUAUUUCCGAACAAAUCCUUCAGUCAUUCUAUCAGAACAACGAUUUUCGCUACAUUCGCAUCCGCAAUGGUAGUGGAGCCGGUGGCAGUGAUGAUUACAGUAGCGCACAGAAUGAAGACGACGACGAUGAUGACAUGAAUGAAAUGCAAGGCGACGACCCCAGAGUUACGAAUAACAAACAUCAACAUCAUCAUCACAUAUACAAUCGCAACGGUGGCAUCAAGAGUGGACUACACGAACAACAUCAUCAUCAUCAAUCGCCGCAAUACUAUCAAAACGGGGGACAUUCGAGACACGAAAACGACUUCAGCGAAGAUUAUGACGGUGAUCGCGGUGGAAUCGUUUAUAAAAUGGACUAUUUCGAUGAGCCACGAUCAUCAACCCGAUUCAAUCAUUACGAUGACAUGUCGUAUGACAGUGCCGAAGAAAACGAUGAAGCCUUUUAUUCAACCACCGAUGUCAUUUAUUCAUUUCCAAAACUAUCAAAAGCGCGGCAUCGUGGUGAUAUCCUUGAGUUUACCAUCAAGAGCACAAAUAAUUUAUUCGUAAGUGGUGCGACAUUCAAUAUGUUUGUGCGUGGUGAGGAUUGGAAGGCUGAAAAUGAACGUAGUAGUGGUAGCAGUGGCAGAAGUAAUGCGGGUGGUGGUAUGCAGCACACCGAUGACAUGGCAGCAGGAUCGUCAACGACAAUAACAACGCCGACUAACCGAGAUGUGCACACAUCCAGCGAAUCAUUACACAAGCUCCAUAGCAAAAAUGUCAACAGUAACCAUAUAUCAAUUUCCAUAAACCGUUUUAUACAUCGCCAUCAGCAACAGCAAAGCACCAAUGAACAGGAACAAUCGAAAAAAGCGGCUCAACCAACAAACCAGCAAGCGCAGCAACAGCAACAGCAGCAGCAGCAAAGGUACACGCGCAUCGAUAGCAAUUUUGUCGGUGAAAUACCCAAAGGCGCUGGCGAAUGGAUUCAAUUCAAUAUAACGCUGAUGGUGAGCGAGUGGAUUCAACAGCAAAAGCAUCAAUCAGUGAAUACUCAAUCGGCAGAUAUCGUUCAAGAAGUGGUUAUUAAAACGCUGGAGCCAUGGAUGCGCCAACUACUAGUAUUGGAUACCAAUUCAAAGAAUCGGCCUUACAUUGAAAUUCAGACGAGAGACAUGCGUAAGCAUCGCACAAAACGUCAUUUGCCGAAAGAUUGUCGGGAAAAUGAGAGACAGUCGCGAUGCUGUCGGUAUCCUUUGCGCGUUGAUUUUCGUAAAUUUGGAUGGGAUUGGAUUAUUGCGCCCGAUAUUUACGAAGCAUACUAUUGUGCCGGUGAAUGUCCGAUCGGUUUUUUGCCAAAGCAUCCGCACACGUACAUUUAUUCGUUGAGUUCAUCGUUUUCAUCAUGCUGCUCGCCACGGCGAUUGUCACCGUUAAGUCUUUUGUAUUUUGAUGAUAAUAAAAAUGUAAUUCAUAGCAUUAUACCAAAUAUGGCUGUAGAGAAGUGCGGUUGCGCAUAGGAAAUUGACCGCAUUUGCCAUUGAACAACAAAUACAAACAAACAAAACAGAUACAACAACAAAACAACUAGCAUAAACACUAAACAAACAAAAAUAAGAAAUAACGAAAAGAAAAGAAAAAAUAUGAAAGAAAUAUUGAGAGAAUGAGAUGAAAAAAAAAACACUGAGUAAAUAUAGUAAAGAGAUAGAGAUUUCGGGACUGGAGAGCAAAGAGAGAAAAACAGAGACAUCCAUCAUGUCAUAAUGUGUAUGCGAUUGUACAUUAUUUAAAUUAGCGUAAAUAUACAGUAUCGUUAUUCGUAGGAAGAUUUAUUAGAAUAUGGCAAAGUGAGAGAGCAGACACAGUCAAAAUGGGGGAGAGUGGGUCAAGACAGACCAAUUUACUACUACAACACGACACAUUUUUUUCCUAAUUUUUUUUUUUUUUUUGCUUUUCUAAUUUGUUCGUCAUUAUGAUUUUUUUUCUGUCUCUUUUCGAUUAAAUUUCAACCCAAUAGCUACUAUAUUAAUUUAAGAGAACUAUAGUAGAUUUUAAAUUUACUUUUCGUUCUUUUUUGGAUUAGGAAUGAAUAAAAAAAAAAAAACAUUUGUCUGUUUCUGUUGUCCGUUCGAACAUUGCGAUCUGACAACACAUCCGAAUUUCGGAUCGACGUUUUGGGAUAUUUUACUCCAUUAAAAAAAAAAACAAAAAACAAAAUGCAAAACAAACAAAAACGAAUCCAUACACAAACAUAUAUACUUUUUACUAGCUCUCUCGAAUAGGUAGGUAUUUAUAACUAAAUAUUAUAUUUAAAGAAAGAAAAAACACACACACAAAACAAUGGAACAAGUGAAUUGUAUACGCGCGCCUUGCCAGAUUACCAAACAAACGAACGAACGCAAAUAUCCUACCCCUCGUAGAGCUUACGAUUUAAGAUAGACGUUGUCUUUUAACAUUUAAUAUUACUACUUCAAACACACAACUAUUGAAAUAUAAUUUUUUUUAUUCUUCUUCUUCUACUACAACUACUACUACUUUAUUUUUGGUAUUCAUUUAAUUUCGUUCAAAUACAAUUCAGUUUUAUUAACUUAGUCACUUUUGUUUUUAUUUUUUUAUUUCUCUCUCUGUGUACAACUUUUUUCUUUUGUUUAAACAAACAAGCUGAUUAAAUGGAAAGAAAACUCGACAAAA